AUGCACGCUCCCGGGAAGGGCUUGCCCCAGUCGGCUCUGCCCUACCACCGCAGCGUCCCCACCUGGCUGAAGCUCACUUCUGAUGACGUGAAGGAGCAGAUCUACAAACUGGCCAAGAAAGGCCUGACUCCCUCCCAGAUCGGUGUGAUCCUGAGAGACUCUCAUGGUGUUGCACAAGUACGUUUUAUGACAGGCAACAAAAUCUUGAGAAUUCUUAAGUCCAAAGGACUUGCUCCUGACCUCCCCGAGGAUCUCUAUCAUUUAAUUAAGAAAGCUGUUGCUGUUAGAAAGCAUCUGGAGAGGAACAGAAAGGAUAAAGAUGCUAAAUUCCGUCUGAUUCUGAUUGAGAGCCGUAUUCACCGGUUGGCUCGAUACUACAAGACCAAACGAGUCCUGCCCCCCAACUGGAAAUACGAGUCAUCCACAGCUUCUGCCCUGGUUGCAGAAAUUUGUCUAUUGUACUAA
Molecule: messenger RNA, 465 nt
Organism: Rangifer tarandus platyrhynchus (Svalbard reindeer)
Lineage: Eukaryota; Metazoa; Chordata; Mammalia; Artiodactyla; Cervidae
Source: the annotation of a GenBank genome assembly